Molecule: messenger RNA, 928 nt
Organism: Armigeres subalbatus
Lineage: Eukaryota; Metazoa; Arthropoda; Insecta; Diptera; Culicidae
Gene: Vps60
Product: charged multivesicular body protein 5
Exons: 3
Coding region: 88-765 (225 amino acids)
Biological process (GO): late endosome to vacuole transport via multivesicular body sorting pathway; vesicle budding from membrane
Cellular component (GO): multivesicular body
Source: RefSeq, a predicted model, not a curated record
UCGUGUGUGUCUGGCUGGCGAAAAGUAUUAAACAAAUUUUCAGUAAAAAGUUUAAUUUCUCAUUUUUUACGAUAAAAUCAUACAAAAAUGAAUCGUCUAUUUGGUAAAUCGAAGCCAAAGGAACCCGGACCAAGCAUAGAUGACUGUAUCAAGGGGGUCGAUUCUCGGGCGGAAACCAUCGACCAGAAGAUCCGCACCCUGGAUACCGAAUUGCGCAAAUAUAAGGAUCAAAUGGCCAAAAUGCGAGAGGGUCCGGCCAAGAAUGCCGUCAAGCAGAAGGCGAUGAGAAUACUUAAACAGCGAAAACAGUAUGAAAAUCAGGUGGAAAACCUACGGAAUCAGUCGUACAACAUGGAACAGGCCAACUUUGCCGCCCAAACACUGAAGGACACCCACACAACGGUGGCAGCCAUGAAGGACGGCAUGAAAUCGAUGAAGAAGGAAUUCAAAAAGAUCAACAUCGAAGAGAUCGAAGACAUUCAGGACGAUAUGGCUGAUAUGUUGGAACAGGCCGACGAAGUGCAGGAAGCGAUGGGUCGCACCUACGGCAUGCCGGAAAUCGAUGACGACGAUCUGCAGGCGGAACUUGAUGCCUUGGGCGAUGAGAUUGCCUUGGACGACGAUACCAGUUACUUGGACGACGUAGUCAAGGCUCCGGCUGCUCCGGAUAAGGAACCGGGGGCGGACAGUGUUACUAAUAAGGAUGGCAUUUUGGUUGAUGAGUUCGGAUUGCCUCAGAUUCCAACGCAAGUGAAAAGCACCUGAAGUUAGUAGUGUUUUCAAGUGAAAUUAGUCAUCCUGGCGAUUGUUUCGUUUUAUUUUUUAAUUAAGUCUUAUUAUAUCUGUGGAAUCUUACUUGCACGACCGAAGAUACAAAUAUGCUUUAAAUCAAGUAUUCACCACCAUUAAUAAUGCAAUUGUACUUUUU